AUGAUGGAGGAGCCGCACGAGGCGCAAAUCCAGCUGCAGUUCAUGCCGCUGCUCAAUGCUUGUCCAGAAUUGCUGGCCCUGCUUCACGCGGCCGGCCUAACUUCUGCCGCUGCCUUGGCCGCCACCUGCAGCUGCGCGGUCUCUGUGCGGAACGCGCUCCCAGAGGUGGCGCGCUGCGCACCAGCCGCAGGUGUACUACUGCUACGUGCUGAGUACCCUCAACUGCUACAUUGUCCUGACUUGUCGGUCGGCGCAUGGCACGAGGUGCCGCUUCCAGAGGGCACGCCGACUUAUCUAUGCUGCGCGGCCACCUUUCAUCGGGAUCAUAUCUAUAUCGUUGGGGGCGGCGCGCCGUACCUUGAUGGCAAAGUGGCCUACGCCACAAGCUAUGAUUUGAAGAGCGGCACAUGGCUGGAGUUGCCGCCCAUGCCGACAGCCAGGAGCCAUUGUGCGGCUGUCGGCGUAUCUGGGAGGUUGAUGGUGAUUGGUGGCUUAGCCGAUGAUCACCAGAAAAUGGACACGGUGGAGGUGCUCGAUCUUGAACAAGGAGGAGAAUGGGAGGGUUGGUCCUCCCUGCCAACUUCUUUAAGCUGGUGUUCAGCACUGUUUGCCUGGAGACUGGGCUGUGUGGUGACGAUGGGCUGUGACGAUCGUCAGUCGCACCUGUUCCGUUUUGAGCUAGCCACCAGAGAAUGGGUGGCCCUUCCUCAGAUGCCUCGCCAAAGAUGGCACCCUGCACUUGUAGAGAUGGCACAGUAUCUGUUCACAAUUGGCGGCAUCAUCCUUCCCGAUGAAGAAGUCGGUGCUGUGGAUGUCUUUGACUUGCGGGCUGGUCGGUGGGAGAGCAUACAUGGCCUAAGUGGCCUAAGCAUCCCCGACAUGCCAGAGGCUCGCAUGGACCCCGCUGCGUGUGCCUGCGCAGGCCGGCUGUACGUGCUUGGCGGCAUGCAAGCUGGUCCUACGGAAGUAGUUGAGUGCCUGGACCUUUGCUCAAAACAAUGGCAAAGGCUGCCGGACAUGAAGGAUCGAUUCUCAGCAACAGGCACAGCAAUAACUUGCAUUGGAUGA
Molecule: messenger RNA, 1068 nt
Organism: Symbiodinium natans
Lineage: Eukaryota; Dinophyceae; Suessiales; Symbiodiniaceae
Source: the annotation of a GenBank genome assembly